UUUGGCCUACGCCGUCCAACCAGCCCAUGAUGCUCUGUAGCGCCAAAUUCUGAAAUGCAGGCCAAAUGUAGAAUGGCCACUACAUCGUAUCCACGCAUUGAAAUGUUGUUGUGGGCGUCAUGAAAACCUUCAGAGCUGAUGUAGAAGACUUCCUUGAGUCAGUCAAAAAACUUUUAACUUUGCACCAGCAAAAUGAAGUGAAGCCAAGUGUCAUCUUCAAAGACUACACGCUGUCACUCGUUGACUCUACAUCUGAAGAAAUAAGAGAAAUCCUGGGGUCCGAUCACAAUUUUUGGAAGGAAGGGAAAGUCAUCUUAGUCCAGGAAGAUGACAUCUCCAAGGGCUUGGGAAAAAACAACAGCAGUUUAAUGGAUGAGUUUCAGGAUGAUGCUGAAAGAUCAUAUGUCAGUAGGAGGAGUGACGCAGAUCCUGAUGAAUGUAAGACUUGUUGGCCGGUAUCCUUGGACAAAGCCAGAUAUCUUCUUUCUCUUCACAAUAUCUGCAACAACCCACACCUUGCCUCGUUGCGAGGAACAGACGAAGGGGCAGACGAUGCGCUACCUGAUAUGGUUGUGUACUGUGAUGGUAAAGACAGAGACCACACCGCAGUGAUGGCAUGCUCAGCCAAUAAGAGGGCGAGGUCGGCGGAGGGUAAAGGUCAGAGGUCGCCAGGCAUGUCAGUGACAACUGUGUCUUGUUUUGGUCCAGUGAUGUCCAAGUCCAGUCUUCUUACCGUUGACCAAGUGAUUCAGCAGAGUGGAGGCCUACAGCAUAAAGACAAUGUGACUACCUCUGCUCUUGCUCUGUAUGAGAUUGUAGGAAUGACCUACCAUGAGACGUCAGUCUUGGACCCAGCAAGCCACAGUCACUGCACAUCGGUCACGAUGGAUUGCAGCUGGGAACACGUCAAAGCAAUCCUGGAGAAACCUCACAGCGCCAAAUGCAAUGUGCAUGUGCGCGCUGUACCAGGAGACAUGAGGAGUGCAGCUUACAGUGUUUAUAAAGAGCUCUCAACACUAGUGGGUUUUGUUCAGGGAUUGGAAACUGAAGAACUUGAAUGGAACAUGGAGGAGUCAUCAAGCGAAUCAUUAGAGGUGGCCGUGACCAGACUCAUUGAGAAGGAAAAACAAGGGCCGCAGAGAAAGCCAGAACUCCAGGUACAAACUCCCCUGGAGAACAGCGACACCGAUUUUGAUUCCCUCCUCCGUGGCUACGUCAUUCCCGAGCGUCAAGAUCUCUACUUCUCGGAGAGUCUCUGGACCAUCCUGUGGUCCAAGGCCACGUGUUAUGAUGAUGUCAUCAAAGCUUUCUCCGUGGUCUUCAGGGAACUUAAGACAGGAGAACUGCAGCCUAUUGUUCACAGUGAUAACCAGAGCAUUUUGGCCAAGGCCAUCCGUGCCUCCUACCAACAGCAGAUGCACACAGUCAGUGUGGAUGAAGUGGCCAUAUUGACCAUGCUGGUGGAGAUUGGACUAGACAAACUCAGGCGGGACUAUACCAACUUCUUCAUUGCGAGCGAGCUGACUACGCUGAACCAGCUCCAGUGGUAUCUUGAAUCGGGCGACGCCUGCUCCCUGGCCGAGCAGGCAGCCCGCCUGCAGGCCUUGCAUAAUGUCCUGGAGGUCGCUGUGGUCUCUGUGACCUCGCUCAAACUCCCGCCCGAGCACCGCAGGGCCCUUGUUAGAUCCGGCUUGAGUUACUUCCAGUCCCAUCCUCAUGAUGACAUCCACACAUUUAGCCUUCCCGUCGAGGCAGCGACAGUACAAAGCCUUUACACAAGCUACCAACCCUCUCUGUGGAGAUUAACCGUGAAAGGCAGUUCAGGCACCAGCUCUUCCUAUCAGCUGAGCAUGAAGCCACCCAUGUCUCACAUUCAUGGAUUGGACCCAGACAUUAGCGUGGGUGACCUAACCUGUGCUGGAUCCUUCUGUUACUAUGUGGCUCACACGCAGGAAAGCAAGGCUUCAUUUGUGUGAGGACAAAAGCUGGACUGAUCUCACUGGAGCAGCCUUUUUAUCAGGACCACUCGGUUACAUCCAAAGCGAUACCUAGAGGCUUCUCUGGCAUUGUGCGCCUAUUUGUUUACCUCCAAACACCCACCCCCUUUGGUAACCCCAUUUGUCAAGUCUGCCUCCUGCACACACUCAGUAGCAUUGUGGGAGUCACCCGAUGUCUCAUGGUCUCCGACUCAAGCUUCACCUAUUGCCUGCAGACUCAACAGCCAGCUUUGUAGUGUUUGCACCACACGGAAACGCUUCCGUCUGUGGCUUCAUGCUAUCACAAACCAUUGAUUCGUACUGAUCGAGCCUGAUUCCAGUCAAAUGAAGCCAAACCGAGAGACACAGUCACAGUUUGAGGAAUGCCCACACACUCCUAACUGACAUGGGCCCUUUAAUCCAGCUGGUCAUGGUCCGUGCCACUGUUGUCACUGAUGCCCUCAUGUCACUUUGCCUGGCUCUGGCACGCGUUCAGACUCGGUGAGUGUGUGUGUCUGCGUGACGCACCCUUCUGUGGACCUUUGAAUAAGAAACGAGGUCCACAUAGUGCCCAGUACAUGUUUGUCUAGCAUGUGUUGGUAUCCAUAGGUCCUCAGGUGGUUUACCUCACUCUAGUAAAACAGCAUCAGUGGAAUUCUGGAGGUCAGGGUUAUCAGUUACGUAAAGAUGGGAACAUUCACAAAAGUGAUAUUAGGAUUUCUUUUUUAAAGAGUGUUCAAGUUGCUCUUAAAAAAAGUAGGUUUUUCCCUUCCAUUUUCUAAACUAUGUGCAUAUAGAAAGGAAUGCCAAACAAGGUUUUUUAUGUCUGUUAAGCACAAACCUUGGGGAUCUGUUCUUGGCGUGCUUAUCAUCAUUGACUUUUGACUAUCUGUGUUUACGCACAACACCCGCUAUAUAUUGCGUCCAUAUGGUUGGAAAUCCAGACCAUGCACAUUGUACGUAUAUGGAACAAAUUCAUUUCAAGUUGUAUUCAGCCGGAGUCGUGCAGUCGUUGCAAAUUCAAUUCAAUGUGAUGCCGGAGAUGCAUGGGCCAUAAUUAAAGUAACUGGACGGAUAUAUACAUGUACGUUUACACAUUAACCAGAAAGGUUAGGAGAUUUCAAGAUCAAGAUGCUGUUUCUCCUGAGAUGCUGAACAGCACAGUACACUGAGAAUAUUUUCUGUUUGUCGGAUUUUGAGUUAAGACACAAGUGUCAAAGAGGGAUUUACAUUAACUACCUUUAAAAAAAAAUGGAAUAAAUCGAGCUGCUGGUAUGGUUAUCACUAAAGUAAGUUCGCUGACAUUUAAAGUAGGAGCAACUUUACGCAUUUGCAUUGAUUUCCAUGUAACUUUAUGUUUGCUUUAUUCAUGUGCAUGCACAUCUGAUCCUGCUUUCCUAGCUUUGUGCGUACGUUAUAAAAAAAUAUGCUUCAUAAUGUAACCAAUACGGGCGUUUCAAAAUGGCGCAUCUCCAAGAGUUUGCAACGCGUUGGCACAGUGUGCGAAAUCCGUCGA
This is a messenger RNA of Acanthaster planci (crown-of-thorns starfish), 3492 nucleotides long. RefSeq names its product protein zwilch homolog. Gene Ontology annotation, biological process: mitotic spindle assembly checkpoint signaling; protein localization to kinetochore. The record is from RefSeq and is a predicted model, not a curated record. Lineage: Eukaryota; Metazoa; Echinodermata; Asteroidea; Valvatida; Acanthasteridae. Gene Ontology annotation, cellular component: RZZ complex.